AUGUCUGGCAUGUUCCAGAACUACGUUGAUCGUCCUCUGGACGGAAGUGAGGGCCGCGGUGCCCUAGGCAUGGGUCAUCAAGGAGCCACUGGUCUCACCACUUUCUUCCAGUUCUGGUGUUAUGUUACCCCCAUCAUCGGUGCCAUCGUCGCUGAUCAGUACCUCGGUAAAUACAAGACCAUCGUGGUUUUCUGUAUCAUCUACCUGGUCGGUUUACUCAUCUUGGUUUGCACGUCCAUUCCGACCGCUCUUCACCAUGGAGCCGGUGUUGGUGGCUUCAUUGUGUCUAUCCUGAUCAUCGGUCUGGGAACGGGUGGUAUCAAGAGUAACGUUGCUCCUCUGAUUGCCGACCAGUACAAGCGCAAGAAGAUGGCCAUGUCCACCACCAAGAAGGGUGAGCGGGUUGUCAUUGACCCUUCCCUCACGAUUCAGCGCAUUUACAUGAUCUUCUACGGCUGUAUCAACGUGGGAUCGCUGUCUCUCUUGGCCACUCCUUACAUGGAGAAGUACAUUGGCUUCUGGUCUGGUUAUCUGCUUUGCUUGUGCAUGUUCGCCGUCGGUACCAUGGUGCUUAUCUUCGGCCGCAAGUACUACGUUGUCCGCCCUCCCCAGGGCUCCAUUAUCACCGACGCCUUCAAGGCUCUGUGGAUCAUGGUUGUCAACCGCAACAUGGAUGCCCCCAAGCCCAGCUGGCAGGCGGCCAACAACGGCACAAGAACCAACCUCCCCUGGGAUGAUCACUUCAUCGACGAGCUCAAGCGUGCGUUGGUCGCUUGCCGUGUGUUCUGUUUCUACCCGAUCUACUGGGUUGUUUACGGCCAAUUCUCUAGCAACUUCGUCACCCAGGCCGGUCAGAUGGAGGGUCACGGAAUCCCGAACGACUUGAUGCAGAACUUUGAUCCGAUCUCCAUCAUCGUCUUCAUCCCCGUCCUGGAGACCCUUGUCUACCCCCUGCUGCGUCGCUUGCGCAUUCGCUUCCGUCCGAUCACCCGUAUCUCCCUGGGUUUUGUUGUUGCCUCCUUGGCGAUGAUGUACGCGGCCAUUGUCCAGCACCUCAUCUACUCCGCUGGGCCCUGCUACGAGCACCCCGGAUGUGCUGCUUCGGAGGUUGAUGGGUCCACCACCGGCAACCACGUGCACAUUGCCAUUCAGACGCCUGCCUAUGUGUUCAUUGGUCUGUCUGAGAUUUUCGCGUCGGUGUCUGGAUUGGAGUAUGCCUACACCAAGGCUCCUCCGUCGAUGAAGUCCUUUGUGCAGUCCAUGUACCUGCUCACCAACGCCUUUGGUUCCGCUCUGGCCGAGGCACUGACCCCUGCUGCCUAUGACCCGGCCAUCAUGUGGAUGUUCGUGGGUCUGGCUUGCGCCUCCUUCGUUGCCGGUAUCAUCUUCUGGCUGGUGUACCACCACCUCAACGACCAGGAAGACCAGCUCAAUGCGCUCGACGCCGACGAUCCGGAUGCUCCUGCCGCGCCCCCGGCCUAUAAGGAGAAGAAGGAGCAAGAGCACUGA
Aspergillus luchuensis is the source of this 1509-nucleotide messenger RNA. RefSeq lists its product as uncharacterized. Gene Ontology annotation, biological process: transmembrane transport. NCBI's taxonomy places the organism in Eukaryota, Fungi, Ascomycota, Eurotiomycetes, Eurotiales, Aspergillaceae. The record is from RefSeq and is a predicted model, not a curated record. Gene Ontology annotation, cellular component: fungal-type vacuole; plasma membrane. The coding region runs from base 1 to 1509 and encodes 502 amino acids. The transcript has 2 exons. Gene Ontology annotation, molecular function: tripeptide transmembrane transporter activity; dipeptide transmembrane transporter activity.